Volvox carteri f. nagariensis is the source of this 1809-nucleotide messenger RNA. RefSeq lists its product as uncharacterized. The annotation marks the transcript as partial. Lineage: Eukaryota; Viridiplantae; Chlorophyta; Chlorophyceae; Chlamydomonadales; Volvocaceae. Gene Ontology annotation, cellular component: spliceosomal complex. The transcript is spliced from 11 exons. The record is from RefSeq and is a predicted model, not a curated record.
AUACAAGCGUUGGAUGCCAAGUCGCUCAGGCGGCUUGUGGCGGGACUUGAGAAAAAGUACAAGGAGAAUCUGGCAUUGCGGCUCAAGUACAGCGACCAGCCGGACAAGUUUUUGGACAGCGAAGUAGAUCUGGACGAGCAUAUAAAGUCAUUGCUGCAGGUCGCUGGUAGUCCCGAGCUGUACCCGGUGCUGGUGGACGGUCCCUGCCUGCCCACCUUGUUGGCGCUACUUAGCCACGAAAACACGGACAUAGUGGCGGAUGUGGUGGAGCUGCUGGCGGAGAUGACUGGGGCGGAUGCCGCUGAGGAGUACGGCGAGGAGGCGCGCGGCUUGGUGGAGAGCCUUGUGGAGCACAACGCGCCGGAGCUGCUGGUGCAGCGGCUGCUGGGGUUUAAGGAGGAGGUGGACGAGGAGGCCCGGGCGGUGAACAACUGCCUGGCGGUGGUGGAGAACAUGGUGGAGAUUCAGCCCGACCUGGCUUCAGCGUUUGUUGAGAAGACCAAGUUGCUGACGUGGCUUCUGAGGCGGUUAAAGCGGCGGGAUUUCGACACCAACAAGCAGUACGCCUCAGAGGUGCUGGCGGUCCUCAUGCAGGGAUCCGUGUCCAACCAGGCGAAGCUGGGUGCGGAGAACGGCAUCGACUUGCUGCUGACGUGUGUCGCGCAGUACAAGAGCAAGGACCCCAGCGUUGGGGAGGAGGAGGAGUACAUGCAAAACUGUUUCGACGUGCUGUGUGCAUGUCUUAUGCAGCAGGUGCAUAAGGCGGCGUUUGUUAAGGCGGAGGGUGUUGAGCUGAUGCAGCUAAUGCUCCAAUCCCGACGUCAAGGCCGCUACGGGGCCCUCAAAUGCCUGGACUACGCCACCACCCGCUUCGCCGCACCCGCGGAGAAGCUGGUGGACCUGGGGGGACUGAAGCAGCUCUUCGGGCUGUUCAUGGGGAAGGCUAAGGUCAAGGGGCCCACAGGCGAGCACGACGUAGACGGUGAGGUGGAGGAGCGGUGUAUCUCCUUGGUGGCCAAUCUGGUGACUCAGCUGCCCGCGGUGGGGAGGGGGGCUGGCAGGCGGGAGAGGCUACUGGCCAAGUUUGUGGAGAACGAGUUCGAGAAGACGGACCGCCUUAUGGAGCUGCUGUUCAGGUACCAGUCCCGCGUGAGGGCGGAGGAGCGGCGCCUGGCGGAGGCGUUGGCGGAGGCGGAGGAGAACGAGCAGGCGAGAGAAGUUGACGAGGAGGAGUUGCUCCUGGCCCGACUCGAUGCGGGGUUGUUUACUUUGCAGCAGUGCUGUCUCAUAUUCGGUAACCUGUGGGCCACGGGGGACGUGGGGCUGAGGAAGCGGCUGCUGGCGCUCCUGCACCAAAAAGGACAGACACUGGGGCCCGUCAGGGAGGUCCUACUCGAGUACUACAACAGCAUUGGUGACGAGGGCGGCCCGGAGGAGGGGGCUCGAACUCGCAGCCACGUACGAGGAUUGCUGGAGGCCCUAGGGGCGCAACUGGAGGAGGAAAAGGAGGAGAUCAAACAGGCGGCGACGAAGGCGGUGGGCGGGGAGAACGGAGGGCAGGACGGACCCGUGGGUCGGCGGCAGCACCAUCAACGAGGGGGACGUGCAGGCGUGGGCGCAGCGGCGGCGGGGGCGGCGCGGGAGGAGGAGGAGGAAGGGGACAUGGAUGCUAUGGAGUUGGAUGAGGGGCCGCCACCGCCGCUGCCGCCCUCCUCCAGCGGUAGACCUGCUCCGGGCACCAGGGAGGGUGAGGGCAGGUACGUCCUACGUGGUGUAGCUGACUGGCUGGCUGGCUGGCUGGGUGCGUGA